Pediculus humanus corporis (human body louse) is the source of this 2013-nucleotide messenger RNA. RefSeq lists its product as uncharacterized. Bases 1 to 2013 code for a protein of 670 amino acids. Gene Ontology annotation, biological process: response to oxidative stress. The transcript is spliced from 10 exons. The record is from RefSeq and is a predicted model, not a curated record. Lineage: Eukaryota; Metazoa; Arthropoda; Insecta; Psocodea; Pediculidae. Gene Ontology annotation, molecular function: peroxidase activity; heme binding.
AUGUCAACGGAAAAGUCUUUGUUUGCUACAACUAAGGUUCCAAGGUACACAUUUACAGGAGUAGGGAACACCGUACCUAAAAUAAAUGUUAAAAAAUCUCACUGCUGUUUAUAUUCAGUUUUUUCUGGCAUAGCAAUACUAGCAGCUCUUUUGAUAACGUUUUUAUAUUAUGAAAGAGUUCAGGUAAAAAACAUAAUUUCAAAUACAUCAUCAGAAUUAGACAAUUUACUAAAAUUAAAAUGGCCGAUAAAAGAAGAAAAUUAUAAGGAAGUGCAAUUACCGGCAUUGAACGAUCAAACAGACGCUUUUGAAGUAGCAUUUCAAAAUUUAAAAGAAUUAGAAUUAAUUGAAAAUGAUCUUCCAACGGUUCCAGUUAAAUCUCCAGUUUUUAGAGCUCAAAUUGCUACUUAUACAUCUGAGGAAGCAAGUAAUAUGUCUAAAGUCGGACAGCUUUUAAAUUUUGGAAAUCCCAAUAAGCACGAUACUUUAAAAAGGUGGAAGCUUUUUGAUUCUUCGGUUUUACUCGAUGGCUUCUGUUAUCCUAAUUAUACAAUCAACUGUCAUCAGUCUUUGUAUAGAACUGCCGAUGGAACUUGUAAUAAUAAAGAUUUUGAUAAAACAUGGGGAUCCGCCAUGAAGCCUUUUAGAAGAAUUCUGUUGCCAAAUUAUUCUGAUGGUAUAUCAGAGCCAAGAAAAUCAACGAAAAACGAAGAGCUACCAUCAGCUAGAAAAAUUAGUCGUCCGAGAGAACAAUUAAAUCAGGUUUCAAGCUUUUUAGACGGUUCGGUUGUUUAUGGAAGUAAUGAAGAGGUUAUGAAUAGUUUGAGAACAUUCAAAAACGGAGAACUAAAAAUGCUUAAAACAAACUUUGGUGAACUUCUUCCGAUAUCAGAAGAUCUUAAUGAUGGUUGCAACAGAGAAAAAGAAUACAAAAAUGGAAGAUAUUGUUUUUUAAGCGGGGAUGGAAGAUCAAAUGAAAAUUUAUUAUUGACAUCAAUGCAUUUAAUUUUUGCUCGACAUCAUAAUAUGAUUGCUCGAAACCUUAAAGAAAUAAAUAAGGAUUGGGAUGAUGAAAAAAUAUUUCAAGAAGCUAGAAAAAUAGUCGGAGCUCAAAUUCAACACAUAACCUACAACGAAUUUCUACCAAGUGUUCUACCACAACGUUUAAUGGAUCAUUUAAACAUAACGUCAGAUUAUUCUGGAUUUUCAAGAAAAUAUAAUUCUUCAGUUAAUCCAACAAUAUCAAACAGUUUUGCGUCUUCUGCUUUUCGCUUUGGACAUACAUUGUUACCUGGUCUUAUACAAUAUUUACACGAAAAUCAAAGUCAUGCCGAAUACGUCGAACUUCAUAAAAUGUUAUUCAAUCCAUUUAAAUUAUAUAAAACUAAAUUUUUAAAUAAUUUCAUGAGGGGAGCCAUGAACACUUCUAUUGAAAAAGCCGAUGUUUAUUUCAAUAAGGAAAUAACUAAAAAAUUAUUUAAACAAAAGGAAGAAGAAUUGUGCGGAUUAGAUUUAGUUACAUUAAAUAUACAAAGAGGACGAGAUCACGGAUUACCAUCUUAUCCAAAUUGGAGAAAAAUUUGUGGACUUUCUAAACCGAAAUCCUUUAAUGAUCUCGUUGAUGAAUUUGAUGUCGAAACUUUAAUGAAAUUGAGAUAUUUAUACAGAGAAGUAGAUGAUUUAGACUUGUAUACGGGUGCAUUGGCUGAACAUCCGGUUAAUGGCGGAUUACUCGGUCCAACAUUUACAUGUCUCAUAGCUGAUCAAUUUUUCCGUUUGAAAAUAGGUGAUAGAUUUUGGUACGAAACAAAUGAAAAACCUCAGAGAUUCACUUUGGGUCAAUUAAACGAAAUAAGGAAGACAACAUUGGGUAAAAUAAUUUGUAAAACAUCGGAAGUGAAUCAAACGCAGAUUUACGUUAUGAGAAAAAUCGGAACCGGAAACGAAUUGAAAAAUUGUUCGGAUUUUUCUUAUCCCGAUUUGUCAUUAUGGCGAAACGUGGUAAAUUUUUAA